GGAAUUAAACUCACAAUUAUUGUAAGUUUAUAUUCUCAGGAAGAUAUUCUGAUUCUGAACAAUUUUCCUUCAUGCAUACAAAUAGACACUAUUUUCUGGAUAUUUUAUAGUCAAAGAUGAGUACUGAAAUAAUAGUUAGCUUCAUUUAUUUAAAAUUAACUCAGUUUUUGUCCUUUGAGAAAGACAAAGUGAAGAACUUCGAAAUAAUAUUCCCAAUCCUAUAUCAUUUGGCUGAUGCUAUAACCCAAAAAGUCUCCAGAAACGAACCUACAAAUAAAUGAAUCACCUCAUCAAUAACACUCAUCCCCCAGAAUUUUCAUCCCUUCUCAUUAUAAGUCCUUGAAUCUCCACACCCUUUCCUGCAAUCUUAAGCCAAGAAAUCUUUGAUUUUUCUUCUGAGUUCUUCAGCUUUCUUGAGCUUCUUUGAUCUUUCCUCUUCUUGUCUGCCAUGGCCGCCAUUUUACCCUGUGGUUUGGUAUCCCUCAACCAUGUAGGAGUAGCUCCAAGCCCAAUCCAACCAAAUUAUGAAGAUGAUCAUGAACAAACCACCCAAACUCCAAAGGAAGAAACUGGUGAGCGCGACUACUCUCAAAGGGGUCAAUGGCUUCGUGCUGCAAUAUUGGGAGCCAAUGAUGGUUUGCUUUCAGUUGCUGCACUGAUGAUGGGUGUAGGAGCUGUUAAAACAGAAGCCAAAGCAAUGGUGCUUUCUGGUUUUGCGGGGGCAGUGGCAGGAGCUUGCAGUAUGGCAAUAGGAGAGUUUGUAUCAGUGUACACUCAGUAUGAUGUUGAAGUUGCACAGAUGAAGAGGGAAAUGAGUGAAGAUGAUGAAGAGAAGCAGAUGGAGAAGAUAAAGGAUGUGAAACUGCCAAAUCCAUUUCAAGCAGCAUUUGCAUCAGCUUUGUCAUUUAGCGUAGGAGCAUUGAUUCCUCUGCUUGCUGCUGCAUUCAUAUCAGAUUAUAAGAUAAGGCUAAUGGUGGUUGUGGCUGUGGCUUCACUGGCUUUGAUAAUGUUUGGAUAUGUGGGAGCUGUGUUGGGAAAGGCUCCCAUUUUGAGGUCAUGUGUGAGGGUUGUGUGUGGAGGAUUGAUAGCUAUGGGUAUCACUUUUGGGUUGACCAAGUUACUGGGUUGUCGUGGAUUGCAGCUUUAUGAAUGAAUUGUGACCAACCCAUUUCCUUAUUUUCAUUGAAUAAGGUGAUGGUGAAUUGUCAUCCAACUCUAAAGCUUAGAUCUUGGAGUUGCAUCCUCAAUGGUUCAGAAGGCCAUAAUACACGAGACAUGGCAUUACAUCUUCAGUAAAGUUGUCAAGGACCAGAGUUCAUGAGGGAGAGAAAUCAAGGAAGAAGUGUCAUGCUGAAAAAUCUGACGCAUGGCAUUACAUCUCUGCCUAAUUUCCAAUCACACUGAGCCUCACCUUUUGCAUUUGAAACACCUCUGGUUUGGGGAAUCCAGUAAUUAAAGCAACGAAGUUCUGACCCAUUGGAAAUCCAACACUCACGUUAGGUUGGCAAGGUUCCCCAUACUGCUCGUGACAUUAUUAUCCAAGUCCGUAGCUGAUAUUUUAAGUUGGCGUGGUUGGGAAGAAAGGCGUUGGCAGGUGUUGAAAGAUUUGGAAAGAAGCUAAUUGUCAAGGUAGUCAGAUAAUUUUGGCAUCCUUUGAUAAAUUUUGGUACCCAUUGGAAAAUUUGGAAAGCAUUCCCAAACUUGACCAAGCCCUCCUUUAUGUCUGUUGUCCAGUGAUAGUAGUUGUUGUGCUGAUGUAGUUGCCGUUGCAGAUAACUUAUUUUGAAGUUUUUGGUCUUUGUGCCUUGGUUUGAAGACAAUUUCUGAUUACCCAAAGGUCCCUAGUGUUUAGCUGAAUUUUUGGUACUUUAAGCAAUGUCAGUGUAAGAUUUUCUGUCCAGGACCA
This is a messenger RNA of Prosopis cineraria, 1906 nucleotides long. Its product is annotated as vacuolar iron transporter homolog 2-like. The coding region runs from base 449 to 1153 and encodes 234 amino acids. Gene Ontology annotation, cellular component: membrane. The transcript has 2 exons. Gene Ontology annotation, biological process: intracellular manganese ion homeostasis. The record is from RefSeq and is a predicted model, not a curated record. NCBI's taxonomy places the organism in Eukaryota, Viridiplantae, Streptophyta, Magnoliopsida, Fabales, Fabaceae. Gene Ontology annotation, molecular function: iron ion transmembrane transporter activity; manganese ion transmembrane transporter activity.